Molecule: messenger RNA, 1286 nt
Organism: Macadamia integrifolia
Lineage: Eukaryota; Viridiplantae; Streptophyta; Magnoliopsida; Proteales; Proteaceae
Product: xyloglucan endotransglucosylase/hydrolase protein 24-like
Exons: 3
Coding region: 122-979 (285 amino acids)
Biological process (GO): cell wall biogenesis; xyloglucan metabolic process
Molecular function (GO): hydrolase activity, hydrolyzing O-glycosyl compounds; xyloglucan:xyloglucosyl transferase activity
Source: RefSeq, a predicted model, not a curated record
CAAAAAAUCAACCACCAACAACAAAACAAACCCAUAUAUAUAUAAUUCUUAAAAAGAGUUGAUCUAGAAAACACCUCUGUGUCUUCUCUAGAGCUAUUCUCUCUUGAUUGUUUCUUCAAACAUGGUUCCCAAGUUAUUGGUUUUGCUUCUUCUUCUUCUUCCUCUUCUAUCAUGUUUGAUCUCCAUGUCUUCUGCAGAUUUGAGCUCAGAUAUUGAAUAUUUGUUUGGCAUGCAACGUAUGAAGUUAUCUGAAGAUGGACAACAGGUUGAUCUCAGCCUUGAUCAAUAUAGUGGUUCAGGUUUCCAAUCUAAAGAGUCAUUCAUUUUCGGAAAAUUCGACAUUUUAAUGAAGCUUCCACCAGGAAAUUCUGCUGGCACAGUCACCACCUUUUAUCUUAAUUCUACAGGAGGUGAAUGGCAUGAUGAGCUUGAUUUAGAGUUCUUGGGUCAUGUUGAUGGCAGCAAAUAUAUUUUGCAGACUAAUGUCUUUACAAAAGGGGUUGGCAACAGAGAACAAAGGAUUCGAUUAUGGUUUGAUCCAACAACUGAGUUCCACAAAUACUCUAUUCUAUGGAACCCCCACCAAAUAAUUUUCUAUGUGGACGAUGUUCCAGUUGAUUUUUUCAAAGCUGGAAGAGAAGGAAUUCCAUAUCCAAACCAACAACCAAUGACACUAUAUGCAACUAUCUGGGAUGGAAGUUCUUGGGCUACAGAAUAUGGAAAAAUCAAGCUUAAUAUGAGCUAUGCUCCUUUCAUUGUCUCUUACCGCGAUUACGAUGUCGAUGCCUGUGUAUGGACUGGACAUGGCACAAACACCCUCUGUUCCAACCCAAAUGCACCAUGGAAGACUCAUAAAAUCACCUUCUUAGAGAAAGAGAUGUUAGCACAUAUUCACAGGAAGUACAUUUUUUAUGACCACUGCACAAGUGAUCCCUCAAAAUAUAAUCCUGCAGAGUGUGCUAAGGGUCUUCUCCAGUAGAGCAGAAAACCAUUUUGGUUAUACAUAGUUUGAUUUUUUAUUUUAUUUUAUUUGUUUUGAAUUCUUUAAUUGGAAUAUUGUGGAUCUGUAAAUGACCAAAGGCUGAGGUUUCUUGAUGUGAUAUGGGUUUGAGUUGUAUAGCUAGGGCAUAUAUAAGGGAAUUGGAGUUUAUAUAAGAUUGUGAAUGUUCUCUCUUUGUUUUUGGCAUUUUUGGGUUGAGAAUUGUUGGGAAGUGUUCUCAUGCAUAAAGGGUUAUGUAUACAAAUUUAUCAUUUUUUGGAAUUUAAUGCAAUUUAGAACAGAUCUU